AUGUGGAUUCGAGCAUAUGCCACUGCGGCACGUGACACCGUCAACCACGGCAAGCACGGUCUCCAUCCAUGGCCCAAAACCAAGAAACCAACGCCACAUGAAAUCUUCAACUUGCUGGAAAAGGACUGUCUGAACAGAUUGGCUUACGAUCGGGCUGUGCGGCGCACAUACCAGAAGCUUGUCAAGCUCUACCACCCCGACAUCUCUAAACUGCGCGAGAUCGAGAAUACGGACGGCUCGGUGCUUCUGGAGGACCAGAAAAAGAAGCGGUUCCACGAAGUCCAGAGCGCGUAUGAAAUCUUGAAAUCCGCCCGGACCAGAACCGCGUAUCACCGGGCCCAGACCACCACGUGGGGUGAUUACAAACGUGGAAAAACGUCCAGCUUCGACGCCUAUCGGAUGGCCAAUGCCCAUCGCAAAAAGUACGCCUACGAAAACGACCCGAAAUUCUGGCAGGCCGGCAACUGGGAAGACUACUACCAGAUGCGAUAUGGCCGGUCUGCCCCCACGCGGGAGGAGUGGGAAAAAAACAAGUGGGGCAUUUUGUGGAAGGUGCUUGCGGCUGCGUCCGUGGUGGUCACACUACAGGUCAUGCUAGCGCUUGAAAAAACCAACGAAUUCAACCGCCAGACACGGCUCAUGAAUUUGCGUGCUAAUGCGGAUCUAAGCGAUGCGUACACAAACUACGAUGAGGGCCUCACGCGGUUCCAGCGAAUCCGGCGGUUUUUGCUAUUCCGGAGACUGGGGCUCGGUGACCGGGAUGCCGAUGGCACUAAGGUGGCGGAAAAUGAGAUGUUGACAAAGUACGCGCAGGAACAGUUGAAAAGACCUGAGCUUCUGGAGGAGUACAGAGGUUCGUAG
Metschnikowia bicuspidata var. bicuspidata NRRL YB-4993 is the source of this 861-nucleotide messenger RNA. RefSeq lists its product as uncharacterized. Lineage: Eukaryota; Fungi; Ascomycota; Pichiomycetes; Serinales; Metschnikowiaceae. The record is from RefSeq and is a predicted model, not a curated record. Bases 1 to 861 code for a protein of 286 amino acids. The transcript has a single exon.